This is a messenger RNA of Cololabis saira (Pacific saury), 5978 nucleotides long. It is a transcript of the gene git1, whose product is annotated as G protein-coupled receptor kinase interacting ArfGAP 1. The record is from RefSeq and is a predicted model, not a curated record. NCBI's taxonomy places the organism in Eukaryota, Metazoa, Chordata, Actinopteri, Beloniformes, Belonidae. Gene Ontology annotation, molecular function: GTPase activator activity; protein binding. Gene Ontology annotation, biological process: regulation of ARF protein signal transduction; brain development.
AGGGUGUGAGCGGACAGGCUGGCAGGUAGAGCUGCAGCUGCAACUACACACCGCUCUGCGUGUGGAAAUGUCCCCGCUCCGCCGUCCAUACGUGCAGAUGAACCGUGUCCCCGCACCGCGGCUGUAGGCUCGGAGCUCGGAGGAGAGACCGCGGUGGAGCCAGCAGACCGCCGGGAACCCGAGCACCUCUCCCGGCUUCCGGGGGGUUCCGGGGCCGCAGCGGUGGACGGAGGACGUCGGUCGGUCGGUAGCUCCGGGGAAAUACCACCAACACCUCUCGAGUUCAGCCGCUGUCGAGAUCGAGAUGUCACGGAAGCUGCAGAGGACGGAGGUCUGCGCCGACUGCAGUGCGCCAGACCCAGGGUGGACCAGCAUCAACCGAGGCGUCCUGAUCUGCGAUGAAUGCUGUUCAGUCCACCGCAGCUUAGGGCGUCAUAUUUCCAUAGUAAAGCACCUGAGGCACAGCGGAUGGCCCCCCACACUACUGCAGAUGGUUCAGACUUUGGCCAGUAAUGGGGCCAAUUCCAUAUGGGAACACAGUCUCCUGGACCCCGCACAGGUGCAGAGCGGUCGUAGGAAACCAAACCCUCAAGACAAGGUCCAUCCCACUAAGUCAGAGUUCAUCAGAGCCAAAUACCAGAUGCUGGCAUUUGUGCACAAGCUUCCCUGUCGUGAUGAUGAUGGUGUCACUACCAAGGAUCUCAGUAAGCAACUUCAUUCGAGUGUACGGACGGGGAGUUUAGAGACGUGUCUUCGGCUCCUGUCCCUCGGCGCUCAGGCCAACUUCUUCCAUCCGGAGAAAGGCACCACCCCGCUCCACGUGGCAGCCAAGGCAGGGCAGAUCUUGCAGGCCGAGCUGCUCGUCGUGUACGGCGCAGACCCUGGAGCUCCUGACAUCAAUGGACGCACACCUAUGGACUAUGCCAGGCAGGCGGGCCAUAUCGAGCUAGCAGAGCGUCUGGUAGAGUGUCAGUAUGAGCUGACAGACAGGCUAGCCUUCUACCUAUGUGGCCGGCGUCCAGAUCACAAAAAUGGCCAUUACAUCAUUCCCCAAAUGGCAGACAGAGCUCGUCCUAAGUGCCCAACACAGAGUCUGGACCUCUCCGAACUGGCAAAAGCUGCAAAAAAGAAACUCCAAGCGCUCAACAACCGGUUGUUUGAGGAACUAGCGAUGGAUGUCUAUGAUGAGGUUGACCGCAGAGAGAAUGAUGCAGUGUGGUUGACGACACAGAAUCACAGCACUCUGGUCACAGAACGAAGCGCUGUCCCUUUUCUACCUGUUAAUCCUGAAUACUCUGCCACACGAAACCAGGGUCGCCAGAAGCUGGCCCGUUUCAAUGCCCGGGAGUUUGCUACGCUCAUCAUUGACAUCCUGAGUGACGCAAAGAGGAGACAACAGGGAAAAGGCCUCAGCAGCCCCACUGACACGCUGGACCUGGGCAUCGAUGACGACCAGCACGACUACGACAGCGUAGCCUCAGAUGAGGACACGGACAGCGAGCUGACCACCCAGAACAACAACACGCAACGCAGCAACCGUGCAAAGAGUAUGGACUCGUCAGACCUGUCGGACGGUCCGAUCACGCUGCAGGAGUAUCUGGAGGUGAAGAAGGCCCUGGCCUCCUCAGAGGCCAAGGUGCAGCAGCUGAUGAAGGUCAACAACAACCUGAGCGAGGAGCUCCGGCGGCUCCAGAAGGAGAUCAACCGGAUGCAGACAGAGAACAGUGCGCUCCGGGGGGGCCAGCAGGCUGGGGGGCCGGCCGGCCAUGGGGUCGGGGUGCCGGGCGGGGGCGGGGGCCACUGGCCGGGGGGUGGGAUGCGCGGAGGAAUGGCAGCGGGGGGUUUGGCCGGGUUGGGGCCGGGGACGGACCCCCCGGGGCUCUCCGUGCCGUCGUCGGCCGCCCCUCACUCCCACCCCCACCGGAGGGAACGCCAGGCCUUUUCAAUGUACGAGCCGGGGGCGGCCCCCGGCCCCACGGCCCACGGCCCCUCAGCCCUGGACUCCCUGACAGCCCGCCUGCAGCCCCUCAACACACUCAGCGUACGGAAGGGUGGUCCAUCAGCAUAUGGAAGCCCACACCUGUCCGGUUCCAUGGAGAUGGGGAGAUACAUGGUCAAACCAGAGAAGCAUGGCAGUGGCACAGACAGCGACUACGACAAUACGCAGACGUAUGAGCAUUCACUAAGUAUGGGUCGCAGCAGUGAGGAAGAAGGUCGUGGUGACUCUGAGGAGGGAGGAGGGGAGGCGGGAGAGCCAGACCCCACCCUGCCCUGCACGGAGGACGUCAUCCUGAAGACGGAGCAGGUGACCAAGAACAUCCAGGAGCUGCUCAGGGCGGCGCAGGAGUUCAAGCACGACAGCUUCGUUCCUUGUUCUGAGAAGAUCCACUCUGCCGUCACUGAGAUGGCGUCCCUCUUUCCCAAACGGCCAGCGUUGGAUGCGGUCCACUGCUCCCUCCGCCUGCUGGCCUCCAGUGCCUCGCGGCUGCAGGUGGAGUGUCGCAAGGCGGUGCCCUCGGAGCCCGGGGCCCCGGCCGUGGACUACCAGCUCCUCACCCAGCAGGUCAUCCAGUGCGCCUACGACAUCGCCAAGGCCGCCAAGCAGCUGGUCACCAUCACCACCCGCGAGAAGAAACAGUGAUGCCGAGGGAGGACGGAGCCAUGCAUGGGAGGGGCUUUCAGGAAAAGGGAGAACGAGGGACAACAAAACCACACUGUAGAUGGGAAGACGGGGAAGGUGGCGUGUUAGGAGAAGGAAAAGUUUAGAGGAUGCAUGAAAAGGAAUGAGAGGAAAGCAAAGAUUUUUUUCCUUUUUUCUUUUUUUUUUAUAAAUAUAAACACUACAAUGAACAGACAAAGGAGAAGAUCCACAAGUAGUAGGAAAGGAUGAGUGGAAGGAUCCAAAAUGGGAGCUACAGCCGGCAGCGACCCCACGAGCUGCUGUAAUCAGAUGUGUAUACCUAACCGCUGAAACUGUGACGAGCAUCCAAGACAAACGCUAGUGGCAAUGUACAGUGAACUGGAUCCUGGAAUGUUACCACUUUAUUUAUUCUCAUUUGUCACUCAUCGCCCCCUUCUUUUCCCCCUGUUGAACCCACCGGGGGAGGGCGGGGCGGGGGUCCGCCGCCCGUCUGCCAGAGGGAAGUGGAUCGGCCGGCCGUGCCUUCCCCACGCUGCCUCCGUCCUCUUUCCUCCUCUCCUUCCCCGAUGGUUGUUGGACCCUCUGAACUGAAACGAGCUCCCUCUGUCCACCGCCCCGUCCCAGGCAGGACGGGCUGGCGGUGCAGAGACGGACCCCCGCCCCGCUACCCCCCCACCCCAGCCAGCGGAGCUUCUACAGAGGCGUCCGACUCCCUCCCUCCCCUCUCCCCCCCUGUUUUUGGUGGUACACAGCAUGAUCUGGCAUGUUUUCAUUUCUUUCCCCUCUCCUUUUUAAUUUCUGGUAAAUAUGCAGAUCCGUUUGAGUCGCACAUCUGAGGACAGGAAUCCUUUUUUUACUGACUUAAACACUUAACACUGGAAUAAUUGUGAUUUAUUGUUAUUUUUUUCAUGUUUUUUUUUGUAUUGACAAUUUUACUGUCUGUCAUUUUGAUUUAACUGUAUGUUUUUUUUCAUUAUCUAAAGUAUGAUUUUCAUUUAGUUUAACAGGGAGACAGGGAGGACUGUGCAUCAACUUCUUACUGGGGUAUAAGCAGACAUAAAAACGUGUAAAAAGAACCUGUGAAGUGGUCCUCAACAAUUCUCAAACACUCCUUUUCAGGGUGACACUUGAUUAUUAUUAUUAUUAUUUUCUUUUCUUAUUGUAAUUUCUGUAAUGGCCAAGGGGUUGAACAGUUGCCAAAGGGGAGUGCGAGUGUCGGGGAACACUUUAUUAUGUUGUUUUUUUGUCCCCUGUCAGAGCGUAGGUCCCCUGGUGCACCGUGACCUGGAUCAAAAUGCUAUUUUUUUCUCAUGUCCUCAGCUGUUUUCUUUUUCAUUUGCUUUGAUUAUCUGUUUAAAUUUAGCCUCACUUGACAAGAGCCAGUGGAAUCAUCUCAGGAUCAGUCUCACGAUCAUUUGCAGUGCCAAGCAGGAGAAAAAAAACCAGUUUGAUCCAGUUUGUGUGAGAAGAUAUAAGGCCGUAUCUGGAGCAGCCGUCGUCUGCAUGUAUGAAUCUGGAGACUGGGAAAGGUCACGCAGUGAAACGCUCUGACUGGAGGGUUUUAUGAUAGAAAAUCUUCACGCCUGUUUUCAGUUCACCAUGUGUUCUUUUGACUUUUGGGAUUGUCUGGCAAGCACAAUCAAGCUCAAACUGUUUUCAGACUCUGGCGGCGCGCGGAUCUGGGCCACAGAUGUCUUUCCUAACCCCGUCUCCGUACUCUGCCAACUCUGCCAACAGGACACGGCAUUGGGAACAAUUUUCUUUCAAUUUUUUUUUUUUGUGUUUUCUCCCCUCAGUGCACUUACCUACCCUGCUGCGUGUCGAAAGCUCGAUGUAAUUUCUCCGAACAAAUAUGGUGAAAUCUGUAAGUGGAUGUAAACGGUUCCCCCCGAGCUCCCAGGACCGGCUUCAGAUUCAGCUCCGACCCUUCUCCGGCUCUGCGGUGGUUUCUAAGCGUUUGUGGGUUUAAUGGUUCCUGCAUUGGCCUGGUCUGUGAUCACUCUCCGAGGGCUUCUGCAUGUUUAAGUACUCACUUGAAACUCUGAAGGAUGAGAUCAAAAACAUACCGCUUCUCAGUAUACGCUGCCUUUUAAUGAGGCAGAUUUAGACUCUAAUUAGCUCUUUCUGUUCUCCUAACCCUGCUCCAGCCUCCCAGACUAUUAUUAUUACUUUAUUUUUAAGUGCUGACGGUCCAUGCUCCUCGGGCUUUCACAUGGUGGAAGACCUCUUCGUCUCCAUUAGACUCUUCCUGUGUCAUUGAUAUUGAAUGCCUUUGCACAUCUUCAUCAUUACCAUCAUCUCCUGUUUGACCGGCCGAGUUACGGUGAUCUUAAUUAACUGCUGAAACAAUAGAAAAAACUUCCUCAUACACAAAACAAACAUACUUUGGGAGGGGCAGUGGCUAAUCUGGCCCCUUCAAUUGUGAAUGCCCAUGUUUUAGACUAGAGCCAUAUAUAUAUAAACCUAUAUUUUCAUGCUAUAUUUUAUAUUAAGCUACAUGUUAGGGUUACGUUUGUGAGAUAUUUAUGUCUAUUUGUUGGCCUAAAAGGGCUUCAGGCUGCGACGACUGCUCACCGAGUCUUCAUUCAGCUCUUAAGUCUUGACACCUGAUGUACUUGUAGAUGUUUUAAGUAUUGUUCGGUUCCGCUGUGGUAUCACCCUCCCGUGUAGUCAGACUGUACAUAUCCUACUGAGUCAGAACCACGAACUGAGCUAGAUAGGUAAAUGUGGUCUUAGUUGCACUAUUUUCAAACACCAGCUGGUUGAAGUAGGAUCUGAAUUGCGUACUACACUCUCCAGAAGGUCUUUUGUUCAAGUACAUUAGGUGCAGGACACGGGAUUUGAUUUGGGAAAGGUCUGAAGCACACUUUGGCGUAGCACUACGGUCAUCUCAAAAGGGCGGGACGGAGGUCUCCAUCGCACACGGCCUCGUCCCCCCUCUAGUUCAGACACUACAUAAGGUGCCUCUCGUGUGAAUGUUGAAACGCUUCCAUUAGCUCAUGUCACUCAAAGUUAACACACUAUUACAUCCCGAAUUUAGCACACACUUUCAAACAUCAGACACGACACCAAACCUAUCGGUUGGACCAAUCCACGCUCAAGGACUCACCUUAACGUUGCAGCCGCCCGCGCACACGCUCUUCUGUUGUCGGCCACUGGGGGCGCCGCGUAUCCUCAGCUCUGCGCUUUGGGAGAUGGGUGACGUGAGUUAUCUUUUAAGAGAAAACAUUAAAAACUGUAUAGAGUAAAGAAUAACUUAAAAAGAAAAAAAGGUCAAUUGUAAUGGAAACUCAUAAGCUGUACAUUUGUAAUAAAAUAAAACAAUUUAAUUGUCCAA